CCACGAUUUAUCCACCCACGAUAGCACAAGCCGCUUAUUAAGCUUAGCCUAGAGCAGGAGCAAUGCCGAAGCCAGGAAUUCCGCCGCCGUUACCACGCCCUUCAGACUUGUCGCGGGCGGUAAUACUCAACAGUUCCAGUUACGCAAAACGAGCGUGACCGUGACUCCUCACGAUCCGUCUAUGAGCACUGCCGACUUUAACGCGAUUUGGACUGGAUACCAGGGCAAUGUACAGAACUGGUGCAGAGAUCUGGCCAAUUGGGCUCCAGGGAGAAGCUUCAGGCGUCGAUUUCAAAGUCGCCCAUGAGGUUCACGAUACCAAUGUGGACGACGUCAUGUAUAGGCUAGAGUUUAAGAAAGACUCCACCACAAACGCAGUUUUCUUGCACCUCACAACGGUAACGCUGGGCGCUCCGUCAUCGUCAGACGCGACGGCACGCGAUAUCUCAACCCAGAUCCGCAUCCUCCAAGAAGCCAAAGAGAAACUGCAGACCGAGGCGGCCUCGUACGCCGCUCUCGCUCUCGCCUCCACCCCUCUUCAACCCGAACAGGCGAAGCAAGCUCUUGAAGAGCGCAAGCCGAUCACCCAGUCCAUCGCAUCGCUUAACCUCCAGAUCUCUGCGCUCACACUGCAAGAGCACGAGCUAGAGAAGAAUGCUAAAUUGCAGUCGCGUUUAGAACAUAUGGCGGCCAAGCACAAGACAGAGAUAAAGCAAUUGCAGGAUGAGAAGGCGGCGGUGGAGAAGCGGGUGCUGGACAUGCGGGAGGAGCACCUGCGGCAGGUUGCACACAUGCGGCAGCAGCAUGAACGAGCCAUGGAUAGGGUUAAGAGUGAAAAGAAGGAGACGAACAAGCGGUUGGAGGCCCUUGAGGGCGUCGUGGGUCUUGACAUGCUACGGUCUUAAGCUGCGAUGCUUGAUCAAGUGUCUAAUUUCCACAUAAGCCUUUCUAUGCGACGUGGUUGAUUCGCGGGGGA
This is a messenger RNA of Trematosphaeria pertusa, 976 nucleotides long. RefSeq lists its product as uncharacterized. NCBI's taxonomy places the organism in Eukaryota, Fungi, Ascomycota, Dothideomycetes, Pleosporales, Trematosphaeriaceae. The coding region runs from base 228 to 905 and encodes 225 amino acids. The record is from RefSeq and is a predicted model, not a curated record. The transcript is spliced from 2 exons.